Archocentrus centrarchus (flier cichlid) is the source of this 3416-nucleotide messenger RNA. Its product is annotated as toll-like receptor 13. The coding region runs from base 1 to 2733 and encodes 910 amino acids. Lineage: Eukaryota; Metazoa; Chordata; Actinopteri; Cichliformes; Cichlidae. The record is from RefSeq and is a predicted model, not a curated record. Gene Ontology annotation, biological process: signal transduction. Gene Ontology annotation, cellular component: plasma membrane. Gene Ontology annotation, molecular function: protein binding; signaling receptor activity. The transcript is spliced from 4 exons.
AUGCUGGGCAUCAUCAGUUUUGUUGUUCCAGUUGGAGGAUUUUCCCUGAAGGCUUGCAGAAUCAGCUACAGUACCGCCAUAUGUUCUGGGAGUAAACUCAGUGCUGUUCCUGGAGAUAUUCCUUCGACUGUGACGGGCCUUGAUUUAUCUAAAAACAAAAUUUCAACAAUUCACGCAUCAGACUUCAGAGAUUUGGUAAAUUUGACACAGUUAGACGUAAGUAGCAACAGCAUAUCUCAGAUAGAUAGCGGCGCUUUCACCAGGCUGAUUUCCCUUCAGAAAUUAAAUCUAAAUAAUAACAACCUUGUUGCACUGGGAGAGAAUGUCUUUGAUGGCUUGAGUCACCUUAUUGAACUGAGAAUUAAUCGGAAUCGCAUCAAACAAGUGGCAUCCACAUCUUUUAAGUCUAUAUUGCCACAUCUACAUGUGCUGGUAAUUAAGAACAAUUAUUUAACCAUUUUUCAGUCACUUGAACUGACCAACACAUCAGUAGAACUUGAGUCCCUUGAUUUGUCUCAAAAUCCCCUCACAGUCUUUAGGAUCACUGCCGAUGUUUUUCCAAAUCUCAAGCACUUGAACAUUGGCCGUCCUCCUGGAAAGGAACAAAUGAUAUGGGAUGUACAAAACAAGACUUUCCUGAGUCGUGUGUCUACACUUAAUAUUAGUGGGAUUAAUGUGAUUCCUGAGCAAAUGAGCCCAUUGCUAGAGUCAGUGAACUCAUCACUCACUAAUCUGAGUAUGAAUGCAAUGGCACAUAACCUGACCACGUGGAUCAACAUUUCCUGCACCAUCCCAACAAUGAGGAUUCUGCAACUUCGAUACAACAACCUCAGUGAUGUCAGUGCAUAUUUGAUUAAGUUGUGCAUUAAUGUAACUGAGUUAGAUUUGGCAGACAAUCAGAUAAAAAACAUCCAUGAUGAUGCUUUCAGAUCCCCUCAAAAUUUAAGCAUUUUGAGCCUGUGUCGCAACAGGCUUCCACUGGUUCCAGCUGCAACAAGGAAUAUACCGACUCUUUCAGAGCUGGAUCUCAGCACCAAUAACAUCGGCACACUGGCCUGUCAGGAUUUCACUAAUCAGACAAAGCUCACAAAGCUUUAUCUUUAUCAGAAUUCAAUUUCAGCUCUGCAAGCUUGUCUUUUCAAGGAUUUAAAACAACUGGAAACUCUAAAACUACAGACAAACCAAAUAACCAAGUUAAACGGUGCUUUCAAAGAAUAUUUGCCAAACCUUAGACACCUGUAUUUAAAUGGGAACAAACUCACUGCUAUCUAUAAGGAGGAAUUUAAAGGCUUGCAUUCCCUCCAGACCUUGUCAUUACACCAAAAUCAAAUACAUACACUUGAUCCUCAGAGUUUCAUUGGACUGACAAAUCUUACCGAUAUUCAACUAAAAACAAAUUCUGUUUCACAAGAUGAACUGAAUAAAGGUGCUUUCAAUGCUCUGAUUAACUUAAGAACAUUGGAUUUGAGUGAAAAUCACAUCAAUUACAAAGAAAAUGAACCUUUGUCUGAUCCACCAUUUUCUAAUCUGUCCCAUCUGGAGGAACUGCUCAUUACUUCGCAGCACCACAGGCUGCAUUAUUAUCUGCCGGUCAACUUCUUGCAAGGUUUGACGAAUCUUUUGAGAUUCAAAGCCAGGAACAUCCAAAUUCGUUCUCUGGACAAAGACACCUUUGUUUACACGCCACAGCUGCAAAAUCUUGACUUUUCUUCAAAUGAAAUUAGAGAACUCUCUCCAGAUCUGUUUUUCCCAAUUCCAAACCUUAGAAGCCUUUACAUAUCCAGGACAAUUCUCGACUCUCUAGACUUCCUUAAAGAUGCCAACCUGAAAAAGCUGGAGUUCCUGCAGGCGAGAGAGAAUUUAUAUUCAGUUAUCUGCAAAGAAGAUAUAAUGUCCCUAUCAGGUUUGAUUUAUUUGGAUCUUCAGGGCAAUGGGUUCACCUGUAACUGUGAUAACAGCUGGUUCCUCCAGUGGGCAGAAAAUGACAGACAAACUCAAGUUUUUGAUGCCUAUAACUUUAUGUGCAACUAUCCAAAAGAAUUCAGAGGUACAAUGCUGUUGGACUUUGACACCCACUUCUGCUCAGUCGACACUGGCUUCAUUUGCUUUGUCUCCACUACAUGUGCAAUCCUCUGUUUCAUGGUGGUGUCCUUCACCUACCAUUUCAUGAGGUUGCAGCUGGUCUAUGCCUAUUACCUAUUUGUGGCUUGGCUCUUUGAUAAAAAGCACAAAAACAAGAAAACUCCUCAUCAGUAUGACGCUUUCAUCUCCUAUAACACCCACGAUGAGCCUUGGGUCAUCAAAGAGCUGUUACCCAAACUGGAAGGGGAACAGGGCUGGCGACUGUGCCUACACCAUCGAGACUUUGAACCAGGAAAACCCAUCAUAGAUAACAUCACAGAUGCCAUUUAUGGAAGUAGGAAAACCAUCUGUAUAAUUAGUCACAGAUACCUCGAGAGUGAAUGGUGCUCUAGAGAGAUCCAGGCAGCCAGUUUCCGUCUGUUCGAUGAGCAGAAGGAUGUGCUCAUCCUCGUGUUCCUGGAGGAGAUUCCCAGUUAUCUGCUCUCUCCUUACCAUCGCAUGAGGAAGAUGCUGAAUAAGAAAACUUACCUGAGUUGGCCACAAGCCAAAGAACACAGCGAGCUGUUCUGGGAGAAACUCCGGCAGGCUCUGAAGACCAGAGAAAAUCCAGAAGCAGAGUCAUUACUUCUCACAGUGUCCGCUAAGUCUUGAUGGAAAGGAAAUGUAAACUAUUUAGUUGGCAGCGUGUGUCAUUCAUAGUUUUUGGAGAUUCAUUUUAUUGUAUCAAUACCAAAAGUGACAUACGUUGUGGCCCAGUGUGUAUAGUUCCCUUUUGUUUAAUUUUGUUUUGUUUGACUUUUUGGGUGGUGUUUCUUAGUUCUUCUUUCAGUUUAGCUUCUCAGUUUCUUGUUUGAGUGUUCUGUUAUUUAGUAAUUCGUAUGUUAUUCAGGUUUCCCUUCGUUUGUGUUCCUGUGCCUCUUUUGUUCCCGUGUCUUGGCCCUUCUGUGUUUAGUUUCCUUUCCCGUAGUUUCCUUUUGUGGCAUUUUGAUUCCCUCUCCCGUAGCUCUAGAGUUUAGUUCUCCCUGUGGUUUUUCCUUUAGUGUCCCUCCCUUGUGUUGUGUCUCUCUUUCCCAUGUUGUCAGCCUGUGGUCAAGUAGGUGUGUGUUUAGUCAUAUGUUUAGAUUCCCUGUGUCAGAUUUCCAUGUGUUGAGUCUGCCUGUGUGUUAGGGUUGGUCACUUCCUAUUUUAUUUUGACAGUCUCGUGUUCCUUGUGCUUUCUGUUUAGCUUUGCUUCCACUUUGUAAUUCUGUUCAGCUGUGCCCCUCACCUGCUGCCACUCUCCUCAUUAGCCCUGAUGUAUUUAUUGUCUGCUUUGGUCGUUAUCCUUUAUCGGG